ACAACAAAUCAAAAGUGAAAGUAGUGGAUGGUUAUAAAUAGUAGGUUCCCAGUCCAUCUUUCUCAUGAAUCCAUACACAACAGAAAGUGGCAACAACAACUAAACAGUGAAAACAAAUCAGGAGAAAAAAAAUGCAUAGUACCACUGGAGUUAUUUUUCUCACUCUGGUUCUGAGUGCAACGCUUGUCCACGGUAUGAAAUUACCAAACACACGUUGCAUUUGCAUUGAUGCCGGAAAAAAUUCCAUUCAUACUAAUCAAAUUGAGAAAUUGGAGGUGUUUCCUAUGAGUCCGAAGUGUGAUCGAAUUGAAAUAGUUGUUACAUUGAAAGAAACAAAUAAGAAGCUGUGCUUAAAUCCAGAUUCAAAGCAAGUGAAGAGAAUUCUGGGGAGAAUGAUCUGGAAAAGGUUGUCUACAAAGAAAUGAAGGCUUAUUUUGUGCCAGCGAUUUCAGCACUCCCUGGUCAUCACUCCUCCUCAUUUCCUCCAGCUACCAUGCUACAAUAUACAUUUUUGCAAGAUUAAAUAAAUGAUGUUCUUUUUUCUCUACAAUGACAUGAAGGCUUCUUGGAGUGCACUGGUAUACCUGUUAUCUUUAUCUUCUUAAAGUUUCUGUGUAAUAAGAAAAAAUUGUGAACUGUCUUUAAUUCUGGAAAUU
This is a messenger RNA of Polyodon spathula (Mississippi paddlefish), 656 nucleotides long. Its product is annotated as C-X-C motif chemokine 10-like. Gene Ontology annotation, cellular component: extracellular region. Gene Ontology annotation, molecular function: CXCR chemokine receptor binding; chemokine activity. Bases 132 to 425 code for a protein of 97 amino acids. The record is from RefSeq and is a predicted model, not a curated record. The transcript has 4 exons. Gene Ontology annotation, biological process: neutrophil chemotaxis; cellular response to lipopolysaccharide; antimicrobial humoral immune response mediated by antimicrobial peptide. NCBI's taxonomy places the organism in Eukaryota, Metazoa, Chordata, Actinopteri, Acipenseriformes, Polyodontidae.